AUGUCAGAUCAGAACAUCAAGCCCCAGACUACAGGGGGUAUUUGGUUCCCAAACGCAGUCAGACCUGAAGUCGCUGAUGCCAAGAAGCCCAUCAUCCUCCACUUCCACCCUGGUGGCUACGUAAUGGGGGACGUUAGAGUGGAUGGUGCAUUCGCGGCGCGUCUUCUAAGCGAGAAGAUUGGCUGCUACGCGUUAUGGACAGAUCAUGGCGAAGCCGUUGGACUACCUGCACCCCGCGGUGCUCUGAUCUUCUCUCCUGCCGUUAGCUUCCUGGCCGCUACGGAUCCCAAGACUGUGUUAGAGAACCCGAAUUACAAAAACGACUACAUGGACCCGACUUUUGUGACCUGGGGAGCCCGGAGAUUUGUCUUGAAUGAACCGACUGCCACCACAUACAUGAAUCCCUUACAAUCGCCUUUCAAAAGCCCCUGCCCAAUCUGGGUAUACUGCGGCGGCUGCGAGCUCUUCUACGACGAUGCCACGGAGUUCGUGUCAAAGAUGAAGGACAUCCCAGGCAACGAGGUGUCCUACGUGGUCAAACGGUUGGCUAAUCAUGACAUAUCUUUUGCUGGUAACCUGUUAGGCUGGAAGACCGAAGCUGAGAAAAUCGCUGAUCGAGCUGGCAGGUGGGUAGCUGAGUUGCUACAUUAA
Molecule: messenger RNA, 651 nt
Organism: Neoarthrinium moseri
Lineage: Eukaryota; Fungi; Ascomycota; Sordariomycetes; Amphisphaeriales; Apiosporaceae
Exons: 2
Coding region: 1-651 (216 amino acids)
Molecular function (GO): hydrolase activity
Source: RefSeq, a predicted model, not a curated record